Molecule: messenger RNA, 2012 nt
Organism: Hemibagrus wyckioides
Lineage: Eukaryota; Metazoa; Chordata; Actinopteri; Siluriformes; Bagridae
Exons: 5
Coding region: 102-1160 (352 amino acids)
Biological process (GO): cell adhesion
Molecular function (GO): integrin binding
Source: RefSeq, a predicted model, not a curated record
CUUAAACACCAUAGCAGAAUAUAGUGUCAUUGGACUGAACACACCCGACCGAGUCGUUUCGAUUUGUUUCAGGGAGCGCAUUUCAUACACAGCUUUCCGUCAUGGUAACUCUCGGCUUCUUUCGGAUAGUGUGUCUCUCAGCGUGUUUUAUUCUCACAGCUGCUGAUGAAGACUUGGUGAUCACACCCUCAAGACUGGUGGUGGAAUAUGGAGCUAAAGCCUCAGCUAACUGCACCACUCCUCACAACCAUCAAGGAAUGGGCUGGGAAGCCACAGAGGGAUCAAUAGAUAUGGUACAAAAUGUCCAUUUCCUCACCUGGACAGUGCAGAGCCUUACAGUGUGGGAUAUAAAGCCAGAGUGCUUUAUUAACUUGGCCAGGAAACAAUCAGUAAAGAAACUCCAGAUUACUGUUUACAAGCUUCCAGACACAUUGUCCAUUAACAGUCUUCCGCCUGUAAUCGAGGACGAACGCCGUUAUCUUCAAUGUGAUGUUCAAAAUGUUGCUCCUGUUCAGUACCUUAAAGUCACGUGGUACAAACAACAGUCUCCUGUGAAGAGUUUCUCCUUUAAUGAAUCCACCAUCACUCCAGUGAACGUAUCUAGUGAACUCAUGAUCAAGCCCAGCAGAGAAGAUGAUAGAGCCAAGUACUGGUGUGAGGCAAAGCUGGAACUGGGACCAGAUGGACCACAGCCUCCUCCUACAAUGACAUCAGAUCCUAUCCAUAUUAAAGUAUACUACAAGCCAAUGUUCUCUAAUGACACAGAGAUCAUAGAAGCAGGAGAUGGGAACAUUAUGUUAAACUGUACUGACACAGCAAACCCUCCUUCUGUUUACACCUGGGAGGGACUACAUCUGGAAGGAAAAAAGGAAGUUAAGUUAUCCUCAUUGUCUGUUUCUUAUCCAGGAAACUACACAUGCACUGCUUCAAACGCCUAUGGCAAAGCAAAGAAACUGUUCAUUAUCAAAUCUAAAAAUCAUAACUACACCACUCUGAUAGCUGUUUUGGUACCCGGACUGCUUUUAGCUGUACUGCUGAUUGCAGGUUACUGGUUCAAAUUUAGGAAAACUGCCACUGGAGGGUCUGCUAACCACAGCACGGCACCUUCUCCAUCAGCUCAGAAAGAGGAAGGUCAAGAGUUGGUUUCAGCUGCUAUUUGAGUUUAAUUUCUGUCGUGUUCAUGGGUGAGGGUCACAGUGUUUUUAAUGUGAUUUUAUUUCUGGUUCUGAUUCUGGUGCAGCAACCAUUGAUGAAGAGAUCAAGAUUUCUUUUGGUUUGUUUUAAUGUGCCAUGAUUGACAAAAGAGAGAAACCCUGACAUUGUGACACUGUGGGGUUUAUCUGGCUGUGAAGACUCACUCCCAUUUCUAUUCUGUUUUAGUUCUAGUCAUUUCAUACGCAUUUCCCCUCUUCCACUUUCACUUCCAGCUUGGAUUUUUCACAAUGAGUAGGAGUGCCACUGUAGUGAAAGUCAGCACGGCCGCUCCUGCUCAGUCUGAUUGAGCCAGUGUUGCCAUGGUAACACCCUGAACAGCCUGAAGAACUGUAGUAUUGGUUUUGGUCUAAUGAACUAUAGCUUGAGUUGAACUGAAUGCAGACAAGCGGAACGAAACACGGUGAAAAGUGCCAGUGUUUUAUACUAAAUAUCAGAACUCUUGUCAAGCCAGGUGAAUGAAGUGGAACGAAGCGACAUCCAUCUGUACACACUGGAUGGUACAAACCAGCAUUAAUGUUUUAUGUUUUUAGGACCUAUUUUUGCAUGUGGCCUUACAGUGGGGACAUACUGUAUGUUGAGACAUGUUUCAUACACAAAUAAUUGUCUAAUAAAAGAAAAAAGCCAUAAAGAUUCCCUGCUACGUCUAUGCUGGCUUGGUACAUGGAGUCUGUAUUUUUUGAUUCUCUCUAAAACAAACUACUUUUCAGAUGUUCAGCAUCAUCAACUGCCUAAACAUUGCUAAAAAUAAAUCUGUAUACAGUGUGUGUGUGUGCUUAAUAAAUGUGUUGUGUGAUCUA